Fonsecaea erecta is the source of this 1164-nucleotide messenger RNA. RefSeq lists its product as hypothetical. Gene Ontology annotation, biological process: RITS complex assembly; regulatory ncRNA-mediated heterochromatin formation; regulation of transcription by RNA polymerase II. Gene Ontology annotation, cellular component: SAGA complex. The record is from RefSeq and is a predicted model, not a curated record. The transcript has 3 exons. NCBI's taxonomy places the organism in Eukaryota, Fungi, Ascomycota, Eurotiomycetes, Chaetothyriales, Herpotrichiellaceae. Bases 1 to 1164 code for a protein of 387 amino acids.
AUGACGGCAAAUGAGGCCCGAGCCUCAUCUACCGCAUCCAACACAGAGAGCCUCAUUAGCGCGUCUGGCUACAAGUUCGGCAAAGGCAGCAAGAAGGCGCCCAAGGUCAAGUUAAAGAAACUGCCGCUCCAGGGCAAGAAAGACACGCAAGUAAAUGGCGUCAAGAAUGCCGCAGAAGCACCCUCCCCCGAAGUGCCCAGAUUCGAUGACGAGACCAUGGCCAAUUUCCCCAACGGCCGCCUCGAAAGCCUCGACACCGUGAUCUGCAAGCACUGCAAAAAGAUGGUUCUGAAACGAACGGCCAAGUGGCACAUCUCCUUGUGUUUAAAAUCAAAACAGGACAAGGCCCGCAAGAAAAAGGAGGCACGUGAGGCUGCGGCGCGGGCGAAGGAACGGGCAGAGAAAGCCGACGAUGACGAUGACGACGACGACGAUGUUAAAGUGCCCGCCAGAAAAGACUUGGCUAACGGCGAUGAUGAUGGCUCCAAGAAGACCAAGAAACGAAAGGCCGACGCCGACGACGAUAAGGAGCCUCGCAAGAAGAAGAGAAAGGAAGAACAGAAACCGAAAGUGGCCAAAUCCAAGGGGCCGGUCGAUGUCGAGAAACAAUGCGGUGUUCUCCUGCCAAACGGUGGGCAGUGCGCGAGGAGUCUAACAUGCAAGAGCCAUUCUAUGGGAGCAAAACGGGCUGUCCCCGGACGAAGUCUACCCUACGACAUGUUGCUCGCUGCAUACCAGAAGAAGAACCAGGCACGCCAGCAGAAAGCCGCGCUGGAUGCAAAUGCGCCUGCUCUCCUGGAAGAGGAUCUCGACCCCAGUCUGACCGGUCCCGUCGAUUCCGAUGAAGAGCGAGACUCGGUGAUGACAGCCAUCGCCCGAAGCCUGACUCGACCCCAACCGCUCGUCACUAAACCACUAUUCCCAACGCGGCGGAAAUACCAGCUGGUCCGGAUGAAGGAAAUGCUAUCCAACGCCAUGAGCGGCAACAGGUCCGGCGGCUUGUUCAGCGUCCCUCCCGAGAGUGCCAGAAGUGCUCUCCCUCAGUCCGCCAUCCAUGAAACGUUUCCCGCGGCAAUAUCGGCUUCACCUGUGACGACAAGUAUGGGUCUGGGACAAGCUGGAUUGAAGGCCCCUCUCCGAAAGACCUCGAUUGAUGUGGCAUAG